CAUAAUUUCGUAUUCGAAAUCAGAAUCAAGUCAACACUUCUUGGGUGUAUAGCAGCCGUACAGCAAAUCUUUUCUUAACUUCUUCACCGCUUAAAUCAGCAAACAUGAAGUUCGUUAUUGCCGUAGUCAUGUUGGCUCUUGCCGUGGGCGUGCACUCAUCUCUAUUGACAGCUCAAAUUGCACCGGCCGUGUCGUAUGUGACCUCAUCGGUGCAUCCGAGUCCAUUGCUCGCCGCUGGCCCGUGGGGUGGUCUAGGCCCCUGGGGCGCACCAGCUGCUGUUACAGCCUGGGGUGGAAGUGGUCAUGGUCUGUGGGGUGGCAUUCCCGGCAUCUCUCUUAGUCAAGGACCAGGUGCCGCUAUUGCUGCUCCUCUUGCUGCUCCACAUGCCUUGGGUCAUGGUGCAGGUGUUUAUGUGGCGAAAACUCGUGGUGCCAUACACACUGCCCCAUUGGCCGGACACAUUAACUCGGCGACCUCUCUGAAUGUGGCACCAGCUCCAGGCACUUGGUAAGCGCAUCGUGUGUCAUCUUUUCAUCUCGUCGCCAAGAACCCCACCAAGGUCAUAACAUUUCCGCGCAAAUACAAGUGAACACAAACAUUAUAUAUGCAACAAACACAAAACAUGUACGACACGUAUGCCAAACGGAGGAUGCAACCGCAUAGCCUAAUAAUAAUUGAUAUGAAACUCCGUUAUCCGUAAUCCGUAAUCCGUAAUCCGUAAUCCGUAAUCCGUAAUCCGUUAUCCGCUACCGCAACCGCAACCCGCAUAUCUAUGUUUUUUAUAUUAAAUAAUAUACUAUGUACAUUGUACACUCAUACAUUUAUGUACUUAAUGUUAUUUACUUAGGUAAUCAUACUCAUUCAUAUGUAAUAAUGGUGUUUGGGCAAACUGUGUCACAAAAGUUUGCCGAUACGCCGACAAAGGAAAAAAAAUGGGAUUCACAACAACUCACCGCAUUCUGAAGUGGGAUGCGAAAUACCAUUUUCAAAAUAAAGUCCAUAAUAAUUGAAAUAACAAGGACAACAACAACCAACCAACAACAGCAUCCUAACAGGUGUUUACUCUAGUUUCAUGCAAAAGCUUUGAGAACUUUUCACCAACUUACAUAAGCAUGUCUGCUUAUCUGUCACUAUCUGCCGCUUUUUAAACACGAAAUCCUACUUUACUAGCUUUACUAUCUUUGUUACAGCAUUUUUCUUUUUUCACACAUACAAACAUUUAUAUGCAAAAAGUAGCUGAAAAAAUCAAUAAAAAAAUAUUAAAAGAGAA
This is a messenger RNA of Anastrepha ludens (Mexican fruit fly), 1271 nucleotides long. Its product is annotated as adult cuticle protein 1-like. The coding region runs from base 105 to 512 and encodes 135 amino acids. The record is from RefSeq and is a predicted model, not a curated record. NCBI's taxonomy places the organism in Eukaryota, Metazoa, Arthropoda, Insecta, Diptera, Tephritidae. The transcript is spliced from 2 exons.